Penicillium riverlandense is the source of this 927-nucleotide messenger RNA. Its product is annotated as enoyl-CoA hydratase/isomerase family protein. NCBI's taxonomy places the organism in Eukaryota, Fungi, Ascomycota, Eurotiomycetes, Eurotiales, Aspergillaceae. The coding region runs from base 1 to 927 and encodes 308 amino acids. The record is from RefSeq and is a predicted model, not a curated record. The transcript has 4 exons.
AUGAUCUUCGAUCCUAGCCCCAUUGAGCUCCCUUCCUCGUAUGAGAAAGUCUCUACUACAGGCCAUGUCACUGUCUCGCACCAUCCGGCCGGUGCGCCGAGCGUGACACCUGUCGUCGUCGUCACGCUCAACCGCCCGGACAAGAACAAUGCCUUUACCGGACAAAUGAUGCAAGACUUUGAGAAGCUCUACCCCAUGUUCGAUGUCGACGAGCGCGUCAAGGUCAUUGUCUUGACCGGCGCCGGGAGGACGUUCUGUGCUGGCGCCGACCUAGAUAUUGGGUUUAGCAGGCAGGCGAAUGUUACCGAGCAUCGUGAUGGGGGUGGUCGUGUGGCCUUGGCCAUUCACCGAUGCCGGAAGCCGACCAUUGUUGCCAUGCAAGGCUCAGCCGUGGGAGUCGGCAUGACAAUGACUCUUCCUGCAAUCAUCCGUGUCGCAUAUGAAAAGGGCAAGUACGGCUUCGUAUUCGGCCGCCGCGGCAUCAUCAUGGAAUCCUGCUCUUCAUACUUCCUGCCGCGACUGAUCGGCCAUUCCAACGCCAGCUAUCUCGUCAGCACAGGCGGCGUCUUCCCGCCAAACUCCAAACACUUCGGGGAUCUCUUUAACGAAAUCUUGCCAGACCCAUCGCAGGUUCUUCCACGCGCGCUUGAGCUGGCGAGUGAGAUUGCCGAUAAUGUUAGCCCGACUUCACAGUAUCUCAAUCGUGCCCUGUUGUGGCGCGACACUGGGUCGGCGGAGGGGGCUCAUCUGGUGGAAUCCAAAGUUAUCUUCCACACAUUUGGAUCUGCUGACCAGAAGGAAGGCGUGGCAUCAUUUUUUGAGAAACGCAAGCCCAACUUCCGCGCGAACUUGGACGACAACCCGCCACCCACCUUUCCUUGGUGGACUGAUGUUGAUACUGGACGGAAUCCUAAAGCGAAGAUUUAG